Molecule: messenger RNA, 1413 nt
Organism: Symbiodinium natans
Lineage: Eukaryota; Dinophyceae; Suessiales; Symbiodiniaceae
Source: the annotation of a GenBank genome assembly
AUGAAUUUGACCCUCAGUUUCAAGACUUCGGCCAGUCAGAUGUGGUGCCCCAGCAGCUUGUCUGGACAUGUGCCCCCUUGUGCCCUCUACACUUGUAUGCACUUGGGUGUGACACUGAGGCUAUGCAAGGUGACCUACUCUGAUGCGACACGUGGCAUUUUUUCCGAAGCUGGCAUCAGUUGUGAAGAUGGUGGCAGCUUAGUCCUCUACAGGGAGGGGAUUGAACUUGGAAACAUCUCGCUGAAGAGCUUAAAUGACAGCGAAGAGCUCGAGAGCGAAGUUGCUCAAUGGCUCUCCGGCUCGUAUCCUAUGGAUGCUGGCGGUGCACAAGCAUGCCCUGCUCCAACAGGGCACGCCAUGGGCGAUGCCGAGCGUACCCCCGUGGCAAGCCCUGUGCCGGGUCAAACUCCUGGCGUCACGUGUGGCGCUGCCCCAAAAGGCCCCCCGCCGGGACCAAAACCGCCCUCAAGCCAACCGACAAGCACUGUGACAUUUGGCGCUGCACUGUCGGGACCACCGCCGGGACCAAAAGUGGCAGCAAGCCCCGUGCCGGGUCAAACUCCUGGCGUCAUGUGCGGUGCGGCCCCAAAAGGCCCCCCGCCCGGACCAAAACCGCCCUCAAGCCAACCGACGAGCACUGUGACAUUUGGCGCUGCGCUGUCGGGACCACCGCCGGGACCAAAAGUGGCAGCAAGCCCUGUGCCGGGUCAAACUCCUGGCGUCAUGUGCGGUGCGGCCCCAAAAGGCCCCCCGCCCGGACCAAAACCGCCCUCAAGCCAACCGACAAGCACUGUGACAUUUGGCGCUGCGCUGUCGGGACCACCGCCGGGACCAAAAGUGGCAGCAAGCCCUGUGCCGGGUCAAACUCCUGGCGUCAUGUGCGGUGCGGCCCCAAAAGGCCCCCCGCCGGGACCAAAACCGCCCUCAAGCCAACCGACAAGCACUGUGACAUUUGGCGCUGCGCUGUCGGGACCACCGCCGGGACCAAAAGUGGCAGCAAGCCCUGUGCCGGGUCAAACUCCUGGCGUCACGUGUGGCGCUGCCCCAAAAGGCCCCCCGCCGGGACCCAAACCUCCAUCAAGCCAACCGGCAAGCACUGUGACAUUUGGCGCUGCGCUGGCAGGACCACCGCCGGGACCAAAAGCUGCAGGAAGCCCUGUGCCGGGUCAAACUCCUGGUCCUGCUCGGUGCGAAGCGAAAGGGGACGAAGCUGCCGACUUGGUGGACGAUGCAGAUAUCAGGGCACAUGCGCCAGACUGCCAUCAAGUUACCAAGCUUAUCUCGAUGCACCUCCGGCUUAUGGAAGCGCUGAAAAUAUUGAUGGGAUCGGCUGCGGGCUGGGGCGGCGGGGCCUGCACCGUCUGCUCCCACACACCCGUCGCCUACAAAAAGUACGGACCGGCGGUGGAGUGA